This is a messenger RNA of Necator americanus (New World hookworm), 495 nucleotides long. RefSeq lists its product as uncharacterized. The coding region runs from base 1 to 495 and encodes 164 amino acids. The record is from RefSeq and is a predicted model, not a curated record. The transcript is spliced from 6 exons. Lineage: Eukaryota; Metazoa; Nematoda; Chromadorea; Rhabditida; Ancylostomatidae. Gene Ontology annotation, cellular component: cell surface.
AUGUCGGCAUCACCCCAAGAAUCUGAGGUGAUACGAAUUUCUGGUGGACUAUUCGUAUACGGGAUCGUAGAUGAUGGAGAGAUGCAAUAUAUUGUCUUGCUGUUUGCCACGCUCGUCUGUUGCUUAGCAGUACGUCAACAAGCAGUUGGUGUCACUGGUCGACUCAUGUGUGGAGAUAAACCCGCCUCGGGUGUUAAAGUCAAAUUAUGGGAGGAGGAUGCUGGCCCAGAUCCCGAUGACCUUCUCGAUCAAGGAUUUACCGAUGCUAAGGGGAAUUUCAACCUCAAGGGUUCGGAUCGCGAAGCAACUAACAUUGAUCCUGUAUUCAAAGUAUACCAUGAUUGUGAUGAUGGCGUAAAGCCUGGUCAACGAAAACUGAAAUUCCGCAUCCCUUCCUCCUACAUAUCAGCUGGAGCAUCACCAAAACGUAUGUUUAACAUCGGUGUGCUCAACCUGGAAACCAUUUUCCCUGAUGAAGAACGUGAUUUGAUCUGA